Molecule: messenger RNA, 866 nt
Organism: Dioscorea cayenensis subsp. rotundata (Guinea yam)
Lineage: Eukaryota; Viridiplantae; Streptophyta; Magnoliopsida; Dioscoreales; Dioscoreaceae
Product: mannose-specific lectin-like
Exons: 1
Coding region: 119-646 (175 amino acids)
Source: RefSeq, a predicted model, not a curated record
GUGCAUGCGUGCAUGGCACCGAAGAAAAAGAAAAAUAAUUCCUGAGUGUCUAUCUAUAAAUAGAGGCCAAAGGGCAAAGGCAACUUAGGCAAGUGUACUCAAGAAGAAAAACUAUACUAUGGCUAUUGCAAGAGCAUUUGCUUCCCAUUCCCUUGCCCUGGCCCUGCUCCUUGUUGUGACUCCUCUUUGCACAGCUAAAAUCAUACUUUACUCUAGUGAAACCUUGAAGACCGGUAAAUCUCUCAUCUGGGGAAAGUACGAGUUCAAAAUGCAGGAAGACUGCAACGCGGUCCUGUAUGACAGUAACGAACCAAUAUGGGCAUCCCAAACUUGGGGUAGGGGUUGCAGCUGCUACAUCACACUCCAGCCUGAUGGGAACCUGGUCAUUUAUGACGACGGCAACGCCCCUGUGUGGGCGAGCAACACCAACUUUGGAGGAAAAGAGCACUACGUACUCAUCUUGCAAAAAGAUCGCAAUCUUGUGAUCUAUGGCCCCGCACGCUGGGCAACCAACACCAACAUCGGCGUUUCAGGUGGCAUGUUCAUCGAAAGUAAGGCCACCAUUUUUGGUACUUUGCCUGCCAAUAAAACUACUGAAGAGGCUAAGACAUCUGGUACUAUAGCCAUGGUUGUCGACAAUAUUUAAGUCAUGUGAUGGUGUGUGUGAUCAAAUAAGUGCACAUGUGAGGCGCUUUUAAUAUGUAAUGCAUGUUUAAUUAUGUAUCCGGUGUACGUGUUUAAUUUCUAGUGUUGCUGCAGGUGAUCAUAUGUAUUAUGGUCCUGAUGCCGAACUCUAUAUAUGCAGUCGAUCGCAAUGUUAUGCAUAUCAUGCCAGUAACAAACUUACAACUUCUCGACUUACUACA